UUCCACCACACCAUGUACUUUUUUCCCUGGAGAUUUCCUGUGAAAGACUGUGUUAACUCUCUUUUGGAUAGGCUCUACUAACCAUGGAAAAACCGCAGGCCCAGGGGACACCAUAAAAGGCCACGGACCUGCCCGCCCAGCGAUCACCAGCUCGAGCCAUGCUGACGCUCCUUCCCUCCAGCUGCUGUUCACCCGUGAGGCUCCACCUGCUGCUCUCUGCGCUCUUCUUCUUGAUCCUCUUAUCCCCGGUAAGAAGUGGUAUGAGUUCUGCGCGAAACAACUGUCUCAAUCUGCAAGGCAAUUGCAAAAGAGACACCUGCAGACUGACAGAAGACAUAAUUGGCUACUGCCAAAGAAGGUGGAAAUGCUGCCGCUCGUGGUGGGUUCUUCUGCCGGUUCCAACGCCCGCUGUCUAUUCAGAUUAUGUAGAACCUAUUAAGCCUAAGAUAAAAUGA
Molecule: messenger RNA, 455 nt
Organism: Odocoileus virginianus texanus
Lineage: Eukaryota; Metazoa; Chordata; Mammalia; Artiodactyla; Cervidae
Source: RefSeq, a predicted model, not a curated record